Patella vulgata (common limpet) is the source of this 9586-nucleotide messenger RNA. Its product is annotated as alpha-protein kinase 1. Gene Ontology annotation, biological process: positive regulation of transcription by RNA polymerase II; Notch signaling pathway. The transcript is spliced from 2 exons. Gene Ontology annotation, cellular component: nuclear speck. The coding region runs from base 504 to 3248 and encodes 914 amino acids. Lineage: Eukaryota; Metazoa; Mollusca; Gastropoda; Patellidae. Gene Ontology annotation, molecular function: transcription coactivator activity. The record is from RefSeq and is a predicted model, not a curated record.
CGUUUACUUGAUCCCUUUCACGCAAAUCCCGAGUCGGUGCAUAAGUUUAACGUUAGCAGAAGAGUUCCCAGUGCGAGAAAUCGGAUCUCAACACACAACGAGACAUCAAUACUGUUAGCCAUACCCCCCGUAGUGACAUGGACUCGUCCGCAUCAGUAAGCGUGCCGUGAAAUUUUAGUCCUCUGACUGUGUUGCAUUGUAUUCUUCGUACAUGGAAAGACAGCGACAUAUAAAUUGAUAAGAUAGUUCUUCGAUAUCGGAUGCUAAGUAGCUGCUAAAGUUUAUGGGAUUAUAUAACAUUGUGGACUUUAAAAAGUAGGUUAUUGGGACCUUACAGCCUCACACACAAGAGCGGAAGUGUUGUUUCGAAGGCAGUCUAUUUUUAAAGAUGUCAUUGUCCGUAAAGGGACUUAUGUCCCCUGUUUGGAAGCAAACUCCUUAGUAGAUGUGAUAAGAAUCUUCACAUCGGGGGAGAUUAGGGCAUCGUUGUGCAUGGUGGUAGCAUGGGGGAUUUUUUUUGCCCCAAAAGGCGGGACGUUGUUGAUCGGCUGAGAAAAAGAAUCGAAAACUACCGUCGACAUCAUUUCGGCCGAGCUGGAGGCUACGACAACAAUAAUUAUAACGGACUAGGAGAACACUAUCGUCAGGACAAUUUAUUACCAGCACUACACCAAAGGUGGCGAGAAAGUAGAGCUAAAAAGACAGCUAAAUCUUCUAAAGCGAACAAAGACGCUUGCUCUCAAAGCGAACACCGAAACCUAAUUGUUACGCAAAAACUAAAGAGAAAGAUAGACAGUGGUUUACCUGAUCAAUCUGCUGGUGGAGGUGGUGUUGGUGGAGGAGGAGGAGGAAGUACAUCUGCUGAUAACGUUUUUAAUUUUGACGAACAAGACUCACCACAAGCUCCUACUAGCCAAUCAUUAGGAAGUGAAAAUAAGAUUCCGCGAUUAUCUGUACAAAUCGUACAAAAGAUUAAUCAACAACAAGAACAUUCCCAAACUAUACAAACAAACGUAACGGUCAGUUCCACGUUAAAACAUUACUCAGAGGGUUCACCUCAAUCGGGGAAUCAAACCACUACAGGAACGAGUAUUCAUACUAGUGUCGAGUGUAAACAGGAACCGAUUGAAGAACCUCAGUGUCGUUUGUAUCAACAACAACAAAACAACAAUCAACAACAAGGCCAAGCGCCUUCACGUUCUAAUCAACAGGCAUCGGAAUCGAACAAAAGUAGUAAUUCUGAUAUUGCAUUUGACGAUCAUAAUCUUGACGAACUAACAGAUAUUUUGAAUAACUUGGACAAAGUUGAAGGUGAAUUACCACCGGAUAUAAUUAAGGAACUCGAUAAAUUCCAUGAGAUUUGUGUAAAAGUUCAGCGUAAUUCUGAUUGCAAUGAUUCAGGUAGUGGUAAUAUGUAUAGUCCAUUAAGUAGUACAUCUCCUGGAUUAGGUAAGGGAUCUUUCCCAGACAAUAUGCCACCCCGGGGACCUCUUAAUCCUGUGUUUGAUGGCAAUCAAAAUGUGAACAAUGCUAAUAAUCCUAUAACCAAUAUGCAUGUCCCACCAUCCACACCAAUAACAGAUUCUACAGGACCAGCGGCUUCCACGUUAAAACAAAUGGCUGCCCAACAUCAACAGAAUACUCCAUAUGUUAUGAAAUCAACGACAAUGGAUCCCUUUGUUGAUCCUUUGAGUGAAAACUAUUCUAGGAGACAAGAAUAUCCUAAUUAUUCUCAACAUCAGACUUUUGGCAAUAUGCCACAGGGACAAAAUUCAUUCCCAUAUAAUCAACAAGGACAAUCAUUUCCACACAUGCAGACGAAGCCAGAUAUGGCCAGUUUAACAUAUGGUGGUACCAAACCUCUCACUCAUUUCACAGAUCCCAUAAACCAAGGUUCACAGACCCCGUCUUCCUUACAGCAACUACAAAACCAAGUUAGAACUCAGUUUAAUCAAUCUCCAAAUCCACAGAUGCAGAUCACACAAACACAACAAAUGCAAGUAUCUCAUGGGCAACAGAGACUCCAUCUUUCACAAACACAGCAACUGCAGAUGCAACAAGCACCACAACAAAUCUCCAUGAGUCAACAGCAAUCAUUUACAAUGCAAGGUCACAUGAAUCAGACGCAACCACCCAUGAUGAAUGAACAGAUGAAUAUGCAACUUAUGCAAGAUAAGAUGAGACAAGAACAAACGCGCCAGCAACAACAGCAACAACAACAGCAGAGACAACAGCAGAUGCAUCAGGAGAGGCAGCAACAAAUGAGACAAAGACAGGGACAGAUGAUGGAAGCUCAACAGAGUCAGAUGCCAUCCCAAUAUAUGAAUAGACCACCACCAGAAUACAAGAUGCAACCAGGAACGCAAUCAUCUAGUUUUAACCAAAAUGGAGGAACCCUGAAUCCACUUCAAACAAUGCAAAAUAUGGUGGACCAAACUGGUGGAUAUGGGGUGGUAAAAAGUGAAAUUCCUACCCCACAACCUCAGAAUGGCACCAAUAUGAUGCAAAUAUCUGCUAUGCAGCAAUCGAUGUCUGCAGCAGUUUCAGCUAAUGCUCAAACCACUCAAGCAUCCAGGUCUGGGUAUAUGGUCCAACACAUGCAGAGACCCCCUUCCUACCCACCAUCUGGUGUACCAAGUCAAGGGGGUGGGGCACCAACCAGACCCCAGCAAGCCUCGUCUACAUACACUAGUGCAAUUCUGAGAAACCAACGACCCCCAAAUGUCAAUGUCGGACCAGAUGGUCUCAAUAUCUCACAACCUCGAAAUCAUGAGUGGCCUCGUCCCAUGAUGCAACCAACUGGACCAAGACAACCCAUGACUGGGCAAACAGCAAUUUCCCAACAAUCUGCUGCAAUGAUGCAGCAAUAUAGUCAGUACAAUAACUCAGCCCAGAACAUGGCACCUGGUGUCAUGCACAUGCAAAGACCAGAAAUGAACUCAAUUCAGAAUCAAAACUCAAUGAUGCCAAAUGGCACAACACAGGUGAUGAUGCAACAACAAAGUAUGCAAAUGACUCAGCAUGGUGUAAUCAGACCAACACAAUCUGGUUCGUACAAUAUGGCUAACUCGGCGCCAAUGCCAUCAGCAAACACUGCUCAAGGUGGGUAUCCACCAUCCUCCACGCAAGAUGAUUUCAUGAAUUUUUUAGACAAUGCUCAAAAUAGUAACUCGGACAUUUUUGACAGCAUGGUGCAAAACUCAGGAACGCCCGAUUUCAACUUACUUGAUGAAAUCUUAGGGAAGUGAAACUGAAUGUAUUUGUGUUCUUAUUUUUUACUGGCAAAACAGUGCUCUAGGCUUUCAAAUUACAAAACAAAGAGGGUUAAUACCUCAAAACAAUCUGUUAUAAAGCCUGUGUGACAAAAAACCACCUACAUGUAUGACUUAUUACAUGUCUGUGCUAUUAAAUAUGUGAUGAUGUGAUAGGAUUGUGCUAAUAGACAACUAGUUGCUAUGGAAGUCGGCCAUGUUGUCAAGUGGUGUUAUUCUUAUAAAGAGGUUGCUGGUACUGGACAGAGGUUGUCUGGUGUGAACCCCCGGGCUGUUGGGUGCUAGACGGAGGAAAGAAUAUUCAUCAUGUGAAUGUGAAUCUUUAAACUGUAUGGAGUAAUGAAUAGGGUCUGUAUGGAAAGUAUUUAUUCAUGCCCACCAAAAAAUUUAACCUGAAAAACUAAUUAAAAGUACAAGUGCAGCGUAACAAACUGUUACUCAAAGAAAGGGCUGAAGGGUAAAAUAGAAAUUUGUAAGAGAAGUGAUUAUGACUAUACAUGUAGUUAUACCUAAAACAAAGUUUAACAUAAUAUCUACCUCGUCAUAUAAUCACUUCAGAAGAAAAAAAUGAAAAAUGACCUUCUAAGAAAAAUGAAGUAAUAUAACACUGAAGAUGUAACGAAAAGUGAUUGUUGCGAUUUUUCUUGUGAGAUGACCAAAGUGUACUAAAAUCACAAUAAUCCGAAUAAGAGUGCAACCUAGAUAAAGGGAGCAAUAAGGGACCAUUUAUUAUACUUAGAUAUAUACAUUAAUAAACAAUAUAUUGAUAGAUCUCACAAGUCUUUUCCAGUUCUGUCCUCAUGGUGGAACAAAUAAAGAUUAAAACUUUAUGUAUUUUGUAUACAUGUAGUUAGUAUAUAAAUAUUUUAAAUUGUGUAUAUAAUACCAUUUAUAUAGUGUUAAUAGAAUAAAAAAAACAUGUCAGUGUAAAUAAUAAUAUAAAACAAUGAAUCAAAUACACCAGAAUCGAUUGGAAAACUGGAGGAAGAAAUGUCAAUCAUUUUGAUGAUACCUCUUGCAAAUUUUCUGAAAGCUAUUCCCUUGAUACGAUUGCUGCAUUUCUUCAAAAUGUUAAUUUUCAAAGUUAGUUGAUGCCUUUCAUGGAUUCUAAUUUCUAAUGGCAUGCUAUGUAUCAUUUGGCUGGCUACAUGUAACUUUCUCCCAGCUAAAAUUCAUUGAAUGAAAGCCAGCACAUCACUUUCCCGCUUUUAUUUUAAGAUGUAUUUUUUUCUACCUUGCUAUAGUUUGUAUUAGAAGUCUUUAGUAUAUAUUUUUGUUGACCUAUUGAUUAAUACUGUGUAGGGUUGUAGAGAUAAUAUAGGUUAAAUUAUGCCUGUUUAUAUUAACUUACAUAUACAUCAAACAACAUGUUAGAAAGGUGACAAUUUACUUUACAUCUACAUUCAGGGGUUAUUCUUGACCUAAAUGUACAAUUUCAAGUACUACUCAUUUGGCACAGACAAAGUAGGGCAUUAAACCCCAUUUCUUUCAUUCAUUCAUUCAUACCUGUUUGGCCUUCAAUAUUAAACAAAUUAAUUUGUGUCAAACGAUUUCGUGGGGGGGGGGGGGGAGUGAGAAGCAUGCUUAAAACUAUUUUAAUAUUAGAUAAUGAAUAAAUAUAAAGAUUUCACCUUUACAGUUUUCCAACUUCCAGAAUAAACAUGAUUAUAUUUGUUUACUUUUGUGAUUAAAUUGAUGACUCAUCAAGCCAUACCACACUCCCAGAUUUGAUUAAAUACCUAACUUAACCAACAGGUACCCAAAUUUGAGGUGUAAAAUAACCCCUGAUAUUCUACAUGUAGUCCUGAACCCUUACUAGGGUAAGAAACCAAAUGGAUUAAAAAAACACAAUUUUGUGUAUCAGAAAUUGUAAUGUUCAAUUCUUCCAAAUUUUAUAUCCAUAAUUUGUUUAGCUGUAUUUGCUCAAUGAGUGCUGGAUUUGAGAAAACCUAUUUAAUAUUCCUGAGAAUAUAGUUAAAAAAUUAUCUGAUUUGUAAUUUUAGAGCACAAGAAAAACUGAUUUAUAAUCCAUUUGGUGAGGACUGUGGUAUUCAUUUCUGAUUUACUCCAACCUUUUUUACAUGAAUCAUUGCAGAGAUUGUAAUUUUUAUAUGCCAGUAAUUAUAUACAAAUAACUCCAAUUGAUAUUAUAUUCAAAUUCUAGGAAAAUUGACUACCAAAUGAAGCACAAAAUAACUUUUAUUUUAAUGUAUUUUUUGUUAUAUUUGUUAAUGACAAUAUUUUGUCUAUAAAUGAAUUUAUUCUAAAAUAUAAAGUGCUAUUAUAUUUUUGAAUUUUUAAAAUUAAAAAAAAAAACGUAUGGCUAGACCGUAAAUAAAUUUAUUCAAAAUAUGAAGUGCUAUUAUAUUUUUGAAUUUUUGAAAUUUAAAAAAAAAAGUAUGUUUUAGUAUGGCUUAGACCAGCAUAAUAAUUUUUUACGUAACACAAAUUUGAGUUUAGUCAAAAUUUAAAAAUACAACUAAUAUAAACUUACAUGUACAAGUCCUAUAGAUUAUUUAAUAAAAUGGUUUUUGAUCAUUUUCAAUAAAUGGCACAAGAAAAUGACAUGAUUUGCAUGUCAUCUUUUUAUUUGACAAACCGUUUAAUAAACAGCCAUAUACACAUUAAUAGAAAUAGUUGACAUUUAACAAGCAAUUGUUUUAAAAAAAACACACCAGACAGACCUGUCAACUUUCAUACUAAAUACAAUUUUAAUAUGUAUUUUGUAGUGCCUGAAAGUAUGUUAAUUUAUGAAAAUUUGACAAGGGUAAUUUGUAUUUGCUCAUAGUACAUGUAUACUGUUAUACUGAAUUUUCAAUUAUUAGGGUGAUAAUCUAUAAACUAAUCUCUUUGAUCCUUAUUGCUAUUUUUAUCCUUUUACAAUAUUGUAAAUUAAUUCAGGAUAAGCUUUUGUUCACUGUGGUUAUAAUUUAUUCUCCCAGUCUGUGUAGUAUGCUGCAUCUAGGCAGAUGUAUCAAAAUUUUGUAAGGAUUUUGUUUAUUUUUCCAGGGUAUUCUAAAUUGAGUGGGAUUUACUAAAGAACAAGUAGGCUAAUAUCGCCAGGGUAUACAAGAUUGAGUGGGAAAUAACUUGAAUAUUGGUAUCACUGACAUACAUGAUAAUCUGACAGGAAAUGAAGCCUUUUAUGGAAAAUAAACUGCACCGAUUAUAUUCUGCUUAUAGGCCAACAAGUACGCGAUUUUAAGAACUUUGCCAAUUAUUAGAUAAAUUGUACACAAUAUAAAUUUUAACAAUCUAAAACGCUUGCAUAAAACAUUGGACUGCGAAGAAAGUCGGGCCAAGUGACACUGGGUUGUUUUCUUCCCAAUGUUGACUAACAGACGACAAUUUUUUUCAUCUUGCCUUCUUCUCGGUUGUUUUCUUUGUUUUCCAGUCGUUCAAUUCACAGCCGCUUUUAUCUGGUGAGACUUGACUUUGCACGUUAAGGUCGUUCAUGUCGAAGACAAUUACGAUGUUAAAUAAAAUUUGUUUCUCCUUGUAAAUUAUCUGGUCGUGAAAUGGGAACUUACUGACGCUUGCUUCCACAAUCAAUAGAAACGAACACAUUAUGUAUUCAUUAAGACGGAGUCUCAAUGGACGACAUGCUUCUUAAGCACUGUUUUCAAUCUCUUUGCAACCAUUUUUUUUUCGCCUCGGCUCAAAUUUUCAUUAGAGCUUUUGUAAUGGUAGGCCAGAAAAAAACCAAAACUGAAAUACUAUUCACGAAUAUGAUAUUUAAAAUCCAUUCUUGUUUUCAUUUUUGAUUUUGUCUAUCUCAUACAAAUAAUCUAAAUAAAAAGAAAAGUAAUUGCACAUCAAAUUGAAACUCCUCACACAGACAAUCAUCGGAUGCCAUUUUCUAUUAAACGAGCUAAGAAAGAAUUGGAAUAUAAAUUACACCAAAUGAACAUGAUAAUUUAAGAUGUCAGACUUGUUUAAAAGAAUAUUCAAUUAUUCCCAAAGUCUUUCUAGUGCCGUGAAAGUUAUAAAUUUGUCCAUGAAUAUAUGGAAAAAAAUUCUGGGGGGAAUGCAAAACGGUGUGAAAUAUAAGGUUGUAGCUUAUGAAUUAUUUAAAUUAUUUGCAUUGUUAUCCAUUGUUUUGAUGGGUUGUUUAAUUGGGGCAUACAUAUAAAUUUAAGCAAUAUGUCGUUUUGGGGGGAGAUUUAAUACAUAUUUUAUGUGAAAUAGAAUUUGUCUAGGAUGUCUUUUUUGCCAUUUCCGAUUUUUAAAUGACACGUCCCACUUUUUUUUACCUAUUUUCUCUCAACAGGAACUCAUUAUGAAACCCACCGACGAACAUGUCAACGUCAUAGAUCAAAUUAAAACCCCACGCAUUUUGUUAAAUUAUCAACCAAUUUCCACAGUUUAUGUGUGUUGAAUUUAAAUAAUCUUUUUCGUCUAACAACAUUUGCAUAUUUGUGAAAUUUAGUUACCAGUACGUGUACAAGUUAAAGAUUAUAUGUAAGUCUCCUAGAACUGGAUAGAGAUGGGGUUUAACGUCCACUCGACACAAGUCAGGUCAUUUCAGGACUAACAUAUAGUUUAAUUUUAUUUCAAUAAUUCUCUUGCGCGUAUGGGUCUUUAGCCGUAAGAGGAAACCGUAGACCCCGAAGAAAACCCACAUGGUUGAACAAGCGACCCCACUGCUUGUCACGUACAAGCGGGGAAUCGAAAUCACGCCAGUUGACUCAAUGAUGUAACGCGCACGCGCUAAAUUCGCCCCCCCCCCCCCGAACUGAACAACAAACGACACAGCACGGAAAGAAGAUACGCAAUUAAAAAAUAACCUUUUUUUAAAAAAAAAAAAUAAAAUAAAUAGUAUUAUUUAUCUAUAAAAUUUUUCGGGUUUGGCCUGCUUAUUUGAUUCAAGGAAUAUUAAGAAUUGAAAUUGAACUGUAAUAAAUCAGAGAAAACAGUUCCUUUAUUUUUGUAUAUUGGGGAUAAAAUUAUGGUGGUUGUCACAGAUUUCGACCUAUAAAACACCGUCUUAAAACGUGACCGGGUAUUGUCUGCGAUAUCACCUCGGUGGAAGCGGACGUAAAAUACAACUAACAAACAACAACGUGACCGGGUUAGAACGAAGACGUCAUCAUUUGAAAAAAAAUAUAUAAUAGAUUAUUGAUUUAGGUCAUACAUUUACUUAAAAUCAAUGAAUAUAUAUACAGGUCAUACGAUAGUUCGAUAAAAACAGCUGGUAUUGAAAUAUAAAGAGGUCAAUCUUCAAUCAAACUUUAACAUUGAAUUACAUAUCACACGAAUAAUAAAAUGGAGGAAAAAUAGUAAAGUGUUAAUCUUGACCGCGAUUUUAUCACGUCAUAAUUUUGAGAAGACAUGUGGACUUAUAAUAGUUGGGACUGCUGCACUCGCUGAUUUGUAAAUGAAUUUUAAAGGGUUGUACGAAUGGUCCUCUGCCUCAUAUUCCAAUCGAAUUUCGUUUCUUUUUGACUGAUAAUCUUCAAACUGCAGUAAACUCUAACUAAGGGUGUGUUUAAGGAGCACGCAUUCUGUUGCAUUUCUUUGUAGCCAAAGAAAUUGGCAAUUUGUCAAGAGUCUGAAAUGGUAGACUCGUCCACCUAAUUCAAUACAUAUAUAAGGUGACGAUGGACCACUUCAGAACAUCCAUCGAUAAGGAUUCUUAGAUCUCUCUGUAGUCAGUUUUGGGCAACCAAAUUAUGAAAACUGAAACGAAAUUAAAAGCUAAUUUUAGUUUAUGAUGCAAUGUAUUUGAAAUUAUUUUUAUUGAAAACAAAUUAUUUCAAGUACAAAUUCUGGUAUUUUUUUCCUUCUACACAAGCGACAGAACCCUACAUUUAUAUAUACAUGUAAAAAAACAGGGAGUAAAUUGACUUAUUCACGAUCCCGAACAUAUAAACCUUUCCUAGGCAACUCUUUCAUAUAAAAUGUAAUGUUUAUUUUGUAUAACUCUGCUGAUAAAGGCAACCGAACAAGAUAUAUUUUAUUUUGUACUUAAAGCUAAACAUCAAAGAAAUAUUAUAAUUAUAUUUCAGUAUUUUUUAAUCGUUGUUUUGUUAGAUACAGAGUAUUGUUUUUGUAUACACUUAUAUAUAAAUGGACACGAUCAAAGCUGACUUAAAUUAAAGGUGUUUUAAUUUUUUAAAAAUAUAACAAAGACUGCUUUAUUGCUGGAAGAUUAUUAUUAUUUCAUGUUAUCAUCGUCUAUAUAUUAUACAUAAUUAUGAUGUCAUAUUUUGUUAAUCUUCAUUAUUUCAAACAUUGACUUAUAGAUCGAUUUCUGUUAAUCGAUUUGUAUAAUAAAAAUAUAUAUAUAUGUAUAUAUAUAUAUAUGAAAGAUA